UGCAUCAAAAACGAGCACCUCGAUCAUCAUGGCUUGCAAAUUGAUAGUGUUCACCGGCCUGCUCGCCGUAGCUCAUGGAGGAAUAAUUGGCGGAGGCAUCGUUGGGGCUCCAGCUGCUGUGGCUGUGGCGCAGCCUGCAGCCGUCGUUCGCACGGAAGACUAUGAUCCCAAUCCUCAGUACAGCUACAGCUACAGCGUCGCUGACGGCCUGACCGGUGACAACAAGGCCCAGGAGGAAACGCGCAACGGAGAUGUCGUCCAGGGUAGCUACAGCCUCGUUGAACCCGACGGUUCUCGAAGGACUGUGUCUUACGCCGCCGACCCGGUCAACGGAUUCAAUGCCGUGGUCCAGAAGGACCCCGCCAUUUCCGUCAAGACCGUCUCUGCACCAGGACCGCUUUUGAGACAAACUCUUGUCACAGGACCCCAGCAAAUCAUCCGGCAACCGAUACUGACCGGGGCCACUGGGCCCGGGGUGGUAACCACUGCUUCCGGGUCGCUACUCCGUCAAUCGGCUGUACUUGCCGGCGGUCAGGUGCUCCGGCAUUCGCUCGUGGCCGGUGAACCCGUACUUCGUCAGUCCGUGAUAACUGCGCCCUCCAUCACGUCUCAGAACAUCAUUAGUGCCCCGUCCGUCAACGGUGGUGUCGUUGCCACCGCACCGCUGGCCUACGGCAUCGGACUGGGACUUAGGGCCGGAUCUCUUUAUGGUGCCCAGCCUGUUCUUCAGUCUGCCUACGGAACUGGAGCUAUAUUGAAGGUUCACUAAGAGGCAGAGAUGCCAACGAUUCAGCAACAGCGUUUUCCUCCGUCGGGUCAAUGUCCACCCGGGACGUAACGUUAUCCGUUUGUCGUAGCGCUGGAUAAAAACGCUGUCGCGGUUUCGCGAACAACUUGAACCGAGUAAAUCUUUAGAAAACGACACUUUAAGAGUAACAAAAACAGGUUAUCGCUUUGAAUUUGGUCAAUAUUUAAUGUCGAUUCGGUAACGCAUCCAACGCUUUUAGCGUUAUAGACAAAUUAUUAGUUGCAGGAAAACUUGUGGUCAAAACACUGAUUGCAAAUUUUUACAUGCUUCUCGAGGUGAUAAUGCAGUUUUCUUUUUUAUAGCUUCAUGUUGAGUUUUUGUUCUCUGAAGUGAUCGUCAAGCUGCCAAUUCACUUUACAUUUUAGAAACAAGUGAUACAAAAUUCUCACGAAAGGCAACAGCCAACUUCUGACUCGAUUGACUAGACGUUUCUUCAUCCCUGUUUUCCAUAUUCUGUUUGCACUGAUUCUUCCUCACACGAUGCACGCGAAUUGUCUAACUCUAAAUCGCUUAAAAAUUAACUAUCUUCUCAUCUGGCAUACGUGAGUUUACACCCAUUGGCACGUAUGCAAUGGACGUGGACAUAUCUAAUCAAGUCUCAACCCUAGCGUUCUGUGACACGUAAUAUUUACCCCAGACGGUGUAUUUUCUCAGUGGCAGCUCUGUAGAGUCGGUAAUAACAAAGAACGCGAUUUCAAACUGAGCUGUUACCUUCUCCCCCACAUUUCACUAGCCAAAGCUUUCAGAGCUAGAUCUGCGAUAAUUCAGCCGACAAGUUUUUCUUUCUUCCAUUAUUUACCUAUACUUUUCCCAACUGACUAGCUGUGAACUAUGGUCUACGAUUUUAUGAGCUUAUAUUUAAAGUAAUCGUUACGCGUAAGCGACACCUUUUAAGCGUAGGUAUUAGUCACGAUUUGUUCGUUAUUAAGCAUAACACAUAAGUCAUUUAUGAUCAAUCCACUGUAACGUAUAAGCAAUGAUUCAAUGUUUUAGUACGCCACAUGAAAUAAACAGGAGAUUCAAAAUAGUCUCUAUUUCAUAUCCGUAAUUACUCAACUCGCUUCUUGCUGGUUCAACAGAAAGUCUAACAGCAUGUGUCAAGGUCCGUGAAUAAUGAGUCGACUGACUCAUGAUGAAUUA
Molecule: messenger RNA, 1948 nt
Organism: Diprion similis
Lineage: Eukaryota; Metazoa; Arthropoda; Insecta; Hymenoptera; Diprionidae
Product: cuticle protein 19.8-like
Exons: 4
Coding region: 29-769 (246 amino acids)
Cellular component (GO): extracellular matrix
Source: RefSeq, a predicted model, not a curated record